AUGGUGAACCCUGCCACCGAAAGCGCUGCUCUUGUACUAUGCGGCUUAUACGAAGAUCGAGACAACAAGGAAAAUGUUGGGCCUUCAUUGCCGACUCCUAGUCCUUCUCCGGCGUUGCCAACCCCUCCAUCAUCGGAUGACCGGCUUCAUGUCACGGACAGUCCACCUCCAUCACAACCAAAGCUACCACAGUGUCUGGAGCCUUCAAUUCCGCCGCCGCAAUGUCACCCCGCUGUCCGUUUUGACCUAGACCAUCCCUCUUUGACUCCAGGGGCGAACUGUACCCAUUCUCAGCUUUUGCUUUCACAUCAAGAAAGGAACUCACACCCCGGCCGCCCUGCAUUACACCUCAGGGGCUUGUUCAGCAACAAUAAGCUUCUCCCACCAUCUGGCCCUGAUCCGAAUCGACAUCGGCAGCUAUCGUAUCAUGAGGACGGCACUCGGAGAGAAGGGGGUGCUAGAAAUGAGGGCUCUCCUCGGGGAAAAGAGGUUUGA
This is a messenger RNA of Fusarium mangiferae, 495 nucleotides long. RefSeq lists its product as uncharacterized. The transcript is spliced from 2 exons. The record is from RefSeq and is a predicted model, not a curated record. Lineage: Eukaryota; Fungi; Ascomycota; Sordariomycetes; Hypocreales; Nectriaceae. The coding region runs from base 1 to 495 and encodes 164 amino acids.